CUCCGGCUGUUCCUGCCGAGAGGCCCUAUGGCUCUUCGCGCUGGGGUGGUAAAAGGAAACAGCAGCGUGUGUCAUUUUUAAAGUGCCGUACGUGAAAGCUCACUCCCUGCGUUCCCGACCCUCCUGCAGAAUGGAAGCGCCCGAGGAGAGGGAACACCAGCGGGCUGCCCGCCCCAGCCCCGGGAGAGAGGUGGUCGCCCCGGCCCGAGACGAGCCCGGCGGACCCCGCCGCCGGAGGGAGAGGCAGGGCAAGUCCCCCAGGAGACGGCGGGACCCGAAGAGGCCGCCCAGGAGGAGGGAGAGGCAGCCGUUGCCGGGGCAACCGGAGAACCCAGAGCCCCUGCCUGCCAAGGAGGAGGCCGCUGGCUCGUCUCCAAAGAGAUGGGAGCGGUGCAGGAGAGGCCACUUUCUUCAUGGACCAUAUCCAGCUACUCACUUCGGACCCAAAGCCUGUAUCCUGCCCAACCCCACAUCAGUCAUGCACAUCCAGGAUCCGGCCAGCCAGCGCCUGACUUGGAACAAGCCCCCCGUCAACAUCCUUGUCAUGAAAAAGAUCCGGGAUGACAGCUUGCGAGAGCCCUUUAAACAGCUCUGCAGGUUCCUGAUCGAGGAAAAGCAGCUGGUGGUUUAUGUGGAGAAGAAAGUGACAGAGGACUCUGCUCUGUCUAAGGACGAGGCUUUCGGCACUAUCCAAAACCAGCUGUGCACUUUCAGAGAAGGCUAUGAUGACAUUUCAGAUUGUAUAGACUUGAUCAUCUGUCUUGGUGGAGAUGGAACAUUGCUGUAUGCCUCCUCUUUAUUUCAGGGCAGUGUUCCUCCAGUCAUGGCCUUCCAUCUCGGAUCUCUCGGCUUCCUCACACCUUUCAAAUUCGAGUCUUACAAAACAGAAGUCACCAAGGUUUUUGAAGGAAAUGCAGCUAUAAUCCUGCGCAGCCGAUUAAAGGUCAAGGUGGUGAAAGAUAUAGCUCGCGUGCAGCAGACGGGGCCAUGUUACAGAGUGGAGGAGAACGGGCUGGUUCCUCAGAGCCACAUGGACAGUGAGGCUGGGAAAAUCACUCUACAGUUACAGGUGCUGAAUGAGGUGGUUGUAGACAGAGGCCCUUCUUCAUACCUGUCCAAUGUGGAUCUAUAUCUGGAUGGCAGGUUAAUCACAUCAGUCCAGGGGGAUGGUGUCAUUGUGUCCACCCCCACGGGUAGCACGGCGUACGCCGCGGCCGCCGGCGCUUCCAUGAUCCAUCCCAACGUGCCGGCCAUCAUGGUCACACCCAUCUGCCCGCACUCCCUCUCCUUCCGGCCCAUCGUGGUGCCCGCCGGCGUGGAGCUCAUGAUAAUGCUGUCCCCUGAUGCCCGAAACACAGCCUGGGUUUCUUUUGACGGCAGAAAGAGACAGGAGAUCCAGCAUGGUGACAGCAUUAAAAUAACUACGUCCUGCUACCCGGUCCCUUGCAUUUGUUGCCACGACCUGGUGUACGACUGGUUCGAGAGCCUCGCUGAGUGCCUGCACUGGAACAUCCGCAAGAAACAGACCAGGCUUACAGACGUCACCGACUCCUCUGACACAGAGAACUGACACAGUACGAGGAUAUGGGCAUCUUUGUCUGCCCCAUAUUGAUGGAGUGUUUGUCACUAUACUGUAUGUCAAAAGUCAUUUACCAUCUUAUGAUGUUUCCCAAUAUGCUGCUUGCAAGAUGUAGCCAAGUGUGCAGAAUUUACACAGUAUUAUUAUUGCUGCUCCUGCUUUCAGAGAGCCUUGUGUUUACCGAAACCAAAACAGAUCCAUUCCAGUGGGAAAGGAAAGAAAGCACCAGUCACACCCUGAACCCGCAAGAAGAAAUGCGGAAUUCACCGAUGCCAACGUUGUGUUUUCCAUGUUUCUCCAUAGUGGGGCGUACUGUACUGCGAAGAGCCCCUCCCAAAAAGUCAUUUUUUUAAAACGCUCUCUUCACAGCAACGCAUUUAUAAAUACAAGAACCAGCAGCUACAGAAAUGGACAAAUAACUAUAAUGCUUCAAGACAAUGCUGGAGUUUUGAGUGAUCGACCAAACAUUCCAUCUACUUAAACCAGAUUCAAGCUAACGAAGGAGACACAAGUGAUGGUUUCAGUACUUCAACGAGGGAGUUUAGACUUGAUGUGUUACAUACAAUAUUAAAGGACUUUUGAAGCACGUUAAAUCAUAAUAUAAUUAAUUAAACUAUGUAUGCUAAAAAGAAUCUUUACUCCAUUCAAGAAAAAAAUCUAUCAGUGUUAAAGCCGGUACAACAGUGACAUAAUUUAAUUAUAUUUAGCUAAAUUCACACUUGGAAUUUUUUAUCCCAAAGGUUCCCGAAGCACAAAGGGGACCCUCUUUGUCCACCCACAGCAGAUCAAGCAGAGAAGUGAGAAAUCGUUUCACCACUUGAACGAAGAGUGGGCUACUUUAGGAUGGCCCGUGUAUACAAGCACAGAACACUGGGGUUAACAUCUCUACCAUGGGCUGUAUAAUGACCAAUAGUAUCUCAGCUCUGCAUCACAUCUGAAGAAUGUGAUCCUCUGGUCAUUUUAUUCAAGGUAUUGUUUUGGAAAUUCUCAUCCAGAGGGCAGAGUACCAUCUGCUGGAGUACACCAGCACCACUGGCAGAAUCAUUGAAUUUCUCAUACAGCCCAGGCUGAACCUUGUGCAGCUUCCACCAUCUGAUGAGAGUGGUUACAUUGCUGCCUGUUAUUAAUUGCUGUUUAACUAUUAAUGACUAUUCAUAAAAUGAAUGUUUACUAUUGUGUGUAUAUAUAUAAAUUAUUGGAUUUACCUUACUGUAUAUCAGCCAAACAUUAA
Molecule: messenger RNA, 2810 nt
Organism: Lepisosteus oculatus (spotted gar)
Lineage: Eukaryota; Metazoa; Chordata; Actinopteri; Semionotiformes; Lepisosteidae
Gene: nadkb
Product: NAD kinase b
Biological process (GO): NADP+ biosynthetic process; NAD+ metabolic process
Molecular function (GO): NAD+ kinase activity
Source: RefSeq, a predicted model, not a curated record